This is a messenger RNA of Hippocampus comes (tiger tail seahorse), 2401 nucleotides long. RefSeq lists its product as uncharacterized. The transcript is spliced from 11 exons. The record is from RefSeq and is a predicted model, not a curated record. Bases 136 to 1713 code for a protein of 525 amino acids. Lineage: Eukaryota; Metazoa; Chordata; Actinopteri; Syngnathiformes; Syngnathidae.
UAUCGCCAUAAAUAAUUGGGGGAAGCCACUGCGCUUGCGUGUUGCGGAUCAACGUUUAUACCCAUUCACCCCCAUUCAUGUAAAACAUUCCUAAAUAUCUUCCCGUGGAGUUGUUUCUCGCGUAUCCUACAGAAGAUGUGCCCCUCCGCCCUGCUCGCAGUCCUUUACAGCCUUCCUUUUGCUGUGGGUUGGGUCGUACUUGGUGACAGAGAAGAAGUUCAGAUGGUUUGUGCCGGGAAGGAAUUUCGUUUGCCGGUCUACUCUACAUCAAGAACUGUGACUUUUACUCAGAACUCUGCAGGACCGAGGCGCAUUCUCCUCGAGAAGACCAUUGUAAAUGACCCUCGUUUUGAGUGGACCAAAGAUAAGAUGCUGGUCCUGAAAAAUGUGACCCAUGCGGACCAGGGACUUUAUUCAAUCAAACUGUCUUCCGGAUUCACCUAUGAAACCGUUCGUCUGACAGUUUCAGAAUGCAUCAAGUCCUACUACAGAAACUACGGCGAGAACUUUGAGCACAACAUCCCCGAGAACAGCUUCGUACUGGAGUUUGCUCCCCGAGGCGCUCCAUCUGAGGCGAUGCCAAUAGUCCUGUGGAACCGGACUGACCCUGAUACCAGCGUUGCGGGUCGGGGCAGGCUGCUGCGAGACAGGAAGGUGUGGGUGGCUGACAGAGUGACGCAAGCCGACCAAGGCAACUACACAGUGCGUGACGCUGAGGGGAAAGUGUUGUCUCGCAGCACUCUCACUGUCCGCGGACACAUUUUCAAUGUGACCCGCUUCACCAAAGAGUCUCUGAACCUCCCUCUCUUCCUCCCCGUGCCACGUGCCUACCUCAUCUUUACCCCCACCCGACACCUCGAUGAAUCCUCGUUGGGGCCUUUCGACUCCAAGCCCUCCCGCGGCCCCGUGCAGUUAAUGCGGGAGGGCCACAUCACUGACAAUGACAUGCGGUAUAGAGGCCUGGUCUCCGUGGGCAGGAAUGGCUCCGUCAACGAGGUGGUCAUUGCGAGGCUGACCUCGAGGCACGAUGGCGUCUAUGAGAUCAGAGACAUUAAUGGCAACCUGGUGUCAUCCACCUUGUUGCAGGUGAUUGAAAGGGGGAGCAGGUGGCGAGCUCUUCUCAAGUCCAUCACUGUCCCUUCCGGCAUGUUUGUGUCUCUGGCCGGUUUCAUCCUGUUCAUGAAGCGUUACCCCAACUGCAGCUUGUCGCAGCUCAUCGCCUGCCUCAGGACGAACCGGACGCCACAAGCCCAGCCCCCAAGGGUCAACAUCCAGAACUACAGCCAGCCAAGCCCUCAGCCAGCGGGAUACUAUAAUCACGGCCAGCAGCAGGGGACACCGAGAAAAUGGACGCCGAGAGCCAGUCCAAUUCAUACUGGUUACACUCCCGUUAUGGAAAGAGCUCCACCUCAACUCACUCCUGUUCACGCGAGGGCUGAAAAUUAUGAAAGCCAAAGACGUGUGAGCUCCCCCUGUCACAAUUCAACUGCAGAGGUAACGUCAAAUGAGGAAGAAAGGAGGAUUUCCUUUCCAGUGCCUGGAGCAUCAGAUUGCCUGCAGUCCUCCGAAGGUUGUGUUCAGUUCCAGAUCAAAAAGGUACCAGUUCAAGAAAGAUGGAGCAGCACAAAUGAGUGUUAUGCCGCUCUGCCGCUGGAUACAGAUACGUCUGACACCUGCAGCGUUUAUACUUCCGAAAAGCUGAACUUCUUAUAGUGCAUGGAGUGGUGGCAGAGAAGCAUGUGGAGAAAGAGAAGAAAAACCUCACCUGUGCCUUUUGCAACAAAGUCUAUAUUGUGCUUCCAGUGGUUUGACAUCCAUAUUGCAUGCCAUUAUUGUCAGUGUAAUGGUAUUUUUGAAGCAUGAGCUGAAUAUUAUCCUUCCUGCUUUAUACAUUUAUUCACUCUGACUCUGCCAGAGAUUCGUAAGUCUCCGCUGUCCUCUGAUGCUACCUACCUCCAGACCCUCAGGACCACCGUGAUAUGCACUGUAUAUAUUUGCUGAAUCUGAAAAGUGUUUGCGUGUGCGCUCAGUGAGCUCGCUACGUAUCGAGGGCUAGAAAUAGAAAUUAGGCUGUGUUUGAAAAAGGGAACAUUAACUCACCGUACUAACAUAGAGAAGGAAUUUAUUCUUGUCAUUAACCUAUUCAAACUGCAAUGAAUUAUCAUGUUAAAUGUCUGUGAUGUAAGAUCAUAAUUUUACCAUAAGAACUCCUGGGGCACAGUGCAACCAUGAAAUGUUCUGUACAAAUUUCCCACCAAAUUUUGUAACAACCUGUGAACCUUGUCAAGAGCAAAAUAUUGAUCACCAAAUCCAUCCGGGUAACGAAAACGACUGAACUUGUAAUAUUUUUGCAAUAUGAAAACGUGUAUCAUUCCUUUUAAAAUAAAUAUAUCUCUUAUCA